Molecule: messenger RNA, 243 nt
Organism: Didymodactylos carnosus
Lineage: Eukaryota; Metazoa; Rotifera; Eurotatoria; Philodinida; Philodinidae
Source: the annotation of a GenBank genome assembly
AUGCACAGUCCCUGUGAAGAAAAAUUCAACAAUGUACUCGUUAUUUUUUUAUCAAAAAAUGAAAAAAAUAAUAAUAACGAUAUUUCUGAUGAUGAACCAAAGAAAGCAGACUAUUGGUUUCUUGAAGCAAUUGGUUUAGCAUUGAUACCACCUAAUACUGCUGAAAGUACAUGCAGUGAAAUACUGGAUUUACAAACACAAGCUCAUCCAGGCGCCAUUGAAUUCAAUGAUUAUUUAGUGUAA